CAAUAUGGAUGCAGCCGUGGAUACCGCGUGUGAAGUGUGCGCGUGAUUUAUAACUUACCUCGACCGUAUCCUAGUGUUUCAAUCACUAUUAUAAAACUGAAGCAUGAUAACCUGCGCAAUUUGCAUCAAAAAUUUCGGACAGUCGUGAGAAGGGAAAACUUGCAACAUGGUGCACAGUAAAAUAUUCGCACGAAAUCGUGCGCUCGGUUAUGUUAGCAAUCAUAUACCGCUGUUGACACGGUACAUCCUCCGUAAGAAGGAGCAUCUCAUUGUUACGUGCAUCGGCAGAGCGUUUCACACGUAUGGAUGCAAGCAUUUUACGCUGCUGACCGUGUCCGGCCUACACCCGGAUGAUAUCACCGCCAUGGCCACCGACACGUUCCAUGUGUACACUGCCAGCGCGAACAAUGUGUAUGCAUGGCGUCGAGGGACAGACCUGAAGCACACCUACAAGGGCCACAAGGGCCCGGUACAUCUCCUACUACCGUUCGGUGCUCAUUUGCUAUCGGUCGACGAGAUAAGCAACGUGAUUGUGUGGGACAUCAAGGAGGAGACAAUGUUGUUGGAGUUGAAUUUCAGCAAUACCAUAUUUAAGAUCACCGCAAUGAUGCAUCCCAAUACUUACAUGAACAAAAUCUUGUUUGGCAGUAAGCAAGGUCAGUUGCAACUGUGGAACAUCAAGAAAGCUAAGAUGAUUUACACAUUCAAGGGAUGGGGUAGCAGCAUCACUGCAUUGGAGCAAGCUCCAGCAUUGGAUGUAGCAGCUAUAGGCUUGCAAAACGGCAAGAUUAUCUUGCACAAUCUUAAGUAUGACGAGAGCAUCUUUGACUUGAUGCAGGACUGGGGCUCAGUGGUAUCCAUCAGCUUCCGAACAGAUGGCCAGCCGAUCAUGGCUACUGGCAGUCCAGACGGUCACAUCGUCUUCUGGAAUCUGGAACAGCGCACGAUGGAGAACCAGAUUACUCAAGUGCACGGCGCCGCCGUUACCGGACUGAAGUACAUCCCGAACGAGCCGAUGUUGGUCUCGUCCUCAGAUGAUAAUUCUCUGAAGCUGUGGAUAUUCGACACGACCGGUGGCGCAGGCAGGCUUCUGCGUAUACGAGAGGGUCAUGCCGAACCACCGAGGCUGGUCCGCUUCUAUGGGAACGAUGGUAAUUACCUGUUGACCACAGGUGGCGACUCAUCGCUUCGGCUGUUCUCCACCGUCACAGAAAUAUUAAACAAAAGUUUAGGCAAAGCGUCGUUCAAUCGGAAAGCUUCCAAACGAAAGUCUCGUUUGGAAGAGGACACGCUGAUCAUGCCACCGAUCAUAGAUCUCUCCGCUGAAGUGACGAGAGAGAAGGAAUGGUGCAACGUGGCAGCCAUACAUUUCGACUUGCCUGUAGUCUCCACGUGGUCGACUUAUUUACAGAAAAUGGGGGAGCUGAAGCUGGUUCCCGAGAGGUUCCAGAAAAAUCGCAAUCAAAACGUUACAGCAACCAGCCUGUACAUUACCAAGUGCGGCAACUUUGUCGUGAUUGGUUACAGUACAGGACAUGUGGACAGAUUCAAUAUCCAAUCUGGUAUCCAUAGAGCAUCGUACGGAGAUGAGAAAUGCGCUCACAAAGGUGCUGUCAGGGGUGUCAUGGUCGACGAUCUAAUGCAAACUGUCAUGACUGCUGGCCAAGACAAGCUGAUCAAGUUCUGGGAUUUCAAGCCCAAAGAAGAUAUGACUGAUGCGAGGACGAUUAUGAAGCUGAAACAAUCGGUCCAAUGGAUACGAUAUCACAAUGAGAGCUCUCUUGUAGCUAUGUGCUUAGAAAAUUACAACAUUGUUUUAUUGGACUUGGAUACCAGGAAGAUAGUUCGAUGUUUUGAAGGACACAUGGCCCCAGUAACAGAUGCCUGCUUCAACCCUGACUCCAGGUGGUUGAUCACAGCGUCUAUGGACUGUACUAUUCGUACCUGGGAUAUACCAUCUUCACAUAUGAUAGACAUCUUUGAGGUAACCGAGCCUUGCGUGUCACUACACUUCUCCCCAACCGGCGAGUUUCUGGUGACGGCGCAUCUUGGCAGCCUGGGAGUGUUUCUGUGGUCAAACCGUAUACUGUUCUCACACGUCUCGCUGAAAGCCAUCAAUGAGGACGACAUAGUGCCCGAAGUAGAACUGCCCGGCACGUCUAUGGACACUGAGAAGCUCAACGAGGACAAUGACGUCGUCGCCGUAGAGCCAGAUUAUGUGUCGCCCGAGCAGCUUGAUGCUGCUCUCAUAACAAUGUCCGCUGUGGCGCAAACGAGGUGGCAAAAUUUGCUUGACAUCGACAUCAUCAAGCAGCGAAACAAACCGAAACAAGCGCUCAAAGUAUCAGAAAGCGCACCCUUUUUCCUACCCACGAUUCCAUCACUUGAUCUGCGCUUCGACUUCUCGAACGUUAAGGUCAACCAGAACUCUGAACAGGUGCAUACGAAUCCAACUUUGGAGGAUUUUACGUUAUUCAGCAGAAGUCUGCAAUCUACCGCCACGACUGACGACUUUUCAGACGUGGUGGAGAAACUGAAGACUAUGAGUGCUAGUGCCAUUGAUUUCGAGAUCCAGUCGUUAUCUAUGGACGAGGCUUUGUCCAUGUCGUUGUUGAUGCAAUUCAUAAAGAUGAUUCACUACAUGAUGCAACGUCAGACGGACUUCGAGCUAUCGCAGGCGUACCUGGCAGUGUUCCUCAAAUGGCACAGCAGGACGUUAAUAGAAAAGGAUACAUUACGAGAUUAUAUGCGAGUGCUUCAAGAAAUACAAAAGAAGAACUGGCAUAUACUACGAGAUAAACUGUUUUACAAUAUUAGUGUUGUACAAAGUCUAAAAAAGAUGUGACACAAACAAGUGAAA
Harpegnathos saltator (Jerdon's jumping ant) is the source of this 2860-nucleotide messenger RNA. RefSeq names its product WD repeat-containing protein 36. Gene Ontology annotation, biological process: rRNA processing. The record is from RefSeq and is a predicted model, not a curated record. NCBI's taxonomy places the organism in Eukaryota, Metazoa, Arthropoda, Insecta, Hymenoptera, Formicidae. The transcript has 3 exons. Gene Ontology annotation, cellular component: small-subunit processome; Pwp2p-containing subcomplex of 90S preribosome. Gene Ontology annotation, molecular function: protein binding. The coding region runs from base 167 to 2845 and encodes 892 amino acids.